GGAUCGGGGAUGGAUUCUAAGCUGCUGAUUGGAUCGGGGAUCCCCACAUUGGACCCGACUGCCCGGGCACCGUGGAACAUCAGCUCCAUCAGUCCACACCGGCUCAUGGAGUUGUCUCCGGUAGCUACAGCUGCUGCGCUGGUCCCAAACCACCCGUUUCCAACAGUAGACGUCCCAGACCACGCCCACUACACCAUCGGGGUUGUCAUCCUGUUUGUGGGCAUCACAGGCAUGCUGGGAAACUUCCUGGUCAUGUAUGCUUUCUGCAGGAGCCGGAGCUUGCGAACACCAUCCAACAUUUUCAUCAUUAACCUGGCUGUCACAGACUUUUUCAUGUGUCUUACUCAGACACCCAUCUUCUUCAUCACCAGCAUGCACAAGCGCUGGAUCUUUGGGAAAAAAGGUUGUGAGCUGUAUGCCUUCUGCGGAGCUCUGUUUGGUAUCUGCAGUAUGAUGACACUGAUGGUGAUUGCAGUGGACCGGUACGUGGUGAUCACCAGACCUCUGGCCUCGCUGGGGGCGAUGUCCCGAAGGAAAGCCCUGAGCAUUGUAGCUGCGGCCUGGGUCUACUCCAUGGGCUGGAGCCUGCCCCCCUUCUUUGGCUGGAGUGCCUACGUCCCAGAGGGUCUGAUGACGUCCUGCUCCUGGGACUACAUGACGUUCACCCCUUCUGUCCGCUCCUACACCAUGCUGCUCUUUACCUUUGUCUUCUUCAUACCCCUCUCCAUCAUUAUCUUCAGCUACUGCUGCAUCUUCAGAGCCAUCCGACACACAACACGAGCGAUAACAAAGAUCACUUGCGACGGGACCAGAGACUCUGCAAAGAGAGCCCAUAAGAUGAGGAGUGAGUGGAAAAUGGCCAAGAUCGCACUCAUCGUCAUCCUGCUGUUUGUCGUCUCCUGGGCCCCUUACUCCUGUGCUGCCCUCACUGCAUUCGCCGGGUACGCCGACCUGUUGACUCCAUAUAUGAACUCUGUUCCUGCUGUGAUCGCGAAAGCAUCUGCGAUUUACAACCCCAUCAUAUACGCUAUAACACAUCCCAAAUACAGGUCGGCGAUCAGCAGAUACGUUCCUUAUCUCGCAGCAUUACUGUGCAUGACGGGCAGAGACCGCUUCAGCAGCAGCAGCUUCCUGUCCACCCGCCGAUCAACCCUCACUAGCCAAUCAGAGAGCAAAUGCGCCAGCAAGCCCCGCAACUCAUCCCUGUCUGAGAGCGAAUCAGCUCAUUUCUCAGACACGGAGGACGAGUGCUCAGCUCGGACGCCCGUCAGUCGUCAGCUGUCUGCUGAUGCCAAACAGGUGCGCCAUUCCAGCCAGAGGUCAAAAGUGAGAGGUCACCACACGGGAGACUUUGAGAGAAGUGGCCACAACCUCCCUGACCCAGGCAUACGUCUCAUCUCGCACAUCACAACUCUGACAGAGCCUGAAGACAUCUCCAUGUCGGACUUCAGUCUACAGCCGACCAGUCAUCUGCCAGCAACUGUGGAUAAUGUGAUGGAGGAGUUGGGGCCCAGGACGUCGAAGUGUAAGACGUCAUCAGUCAUUGUCGCCUCCAUUUCCAGUCCAUCCAUACUGCAUAGUCCUCCAGGUUUUCAUGGCAGUCUCAAAUCGACCAAAUCUUACAGCCCAGUUGCCAGAGAGCCACUGGACAUAGCCAGACUGGAGACAACAGUAUUACCAUGAACAGUUCAGACAAAAGUGCAACGCGUGUGUGUAAUCCUUGAAGAGUGUGUGAGUGUGUUUGCGUGCGUUGGACUUUUCUGUACCAGCAUGCAGUUUCGCUAGUGAUUGAAACUCAAAACCAGAGCAUGCACUUACAUCGAUUUGCACAACAGAGAGGGAGUUUUUGAGUGUGAAUGUGCAAUAUUUAAAUGUGUUUUACAUUCAUAGAGGUUGAAGAUGGUUAACCCCGGAGCUGGAGGCCAUAAAGUAGCCUAAAAAAAAAAAAAAAGUGAAAUGUUCUCUCUGGAGAUUUGGGUAUUGAUUUGAUUUUUAUUUAAAUUUCGGUUCUACAAAAAAAACGUUCACAAUAUUUUCAGCUGAAAAAUGUUUUGUCAUAUAUGCUACAAAUGAAGAUGACAGUCCUGCAGGUAUUGGCACCUUUAAAGUAAGAUCACCGGGUUACAUGAGUUCUUGAGGAUUUCACACGUGUCAUCAGAACAAGAAACUGAGCUGUGCCUUAAGCUAAAAUCUAGCCAGUCAUUACAUGCAAGCUAGCUACUGUACCUGUAGACUUCAUCUCCAUGCUUAAUGCAGCUAAACCGGACGUACACACAUGCCAACCACACAAACUUCCACACACAGAGGGUCUUAAAUAAUCACCUGCCAGGCGCCGAAUGUAGGAAAAUUAUACGUUUGAUGAGCAAAAUCCUACUCAAACUAGUAGCUACAUGGUGUAGCUCCAG
Labrus bergylta (ballan wrasse) is the source of this 2405-nucleotide messenger RNA. Its product is annotated as melanopsin-A-like. The record is from RefSeq and is a predicted model, not a curated record. Lineage: Eukaryota; Metazoa; Chordata; Actinopteri; Labriformes; Labridae. Gene Ontology annotation, molecular function: G protein-coupled photoreceptor activity. Gene Ontology annotation, biological process: cellular response to light stimulus; visual perception; G protein-coupled receptor signaling pathway. Gene Ontology annotation, cellular component: plasma membrane.